CAUGGAUUCUCAGGACCACCACAACAACACACAACAAUCUCCAGGAGGCAAGAGCAAUGGGGCUCAUGUCUGCACUAAAUGUGGUUGGAACUAUCCUAAUCCACAUCCUAGUGCUAAAAACCGGCGUGCACACAAGAAAAUUUGUGGAACCAUCAAAGGAUUUGAGAUCGUUGAUUCCGACAAGGCCAAACAUAAUCUUGAUUUGCAGGAAGAACAUUGCUUGGAUGAUGAGCAAAAACUUCAAAGUCCAAGAGUUGUGGAGAAAGCUAAUGAGAAAAUUGGGGAUAUAUCUGAAGAGGAUGUGUUUGCAGAUGCUGUUAGUGAAUUUUCUAGAUCUGACUCUUUCAAGGUAAAGGAAGAGACAGCAACAAAUUGCCCCGUAAAGAGUACUAAGAAUCCUGGUGACACUCAGCUAAACAACAGUUCGUCAACGGUCUGUAUUAUGAAGAGUUCUGAAGUUGUUCAAGAAAGUUGUGAAGUUCCACCCGUGGAAGUCCUUGACGUCCCAAGUUCAGUGGAAGCUUCUUCUGGUAACCAACAAGGUGGAGCACCUUCUACUGAAGGACAACAGUCUAUGGCGUCUGAAACUCUGAAUGAGUCAUCACAGGAAGCUCAGGUCAUUAACGGUGGUGUUGAUGUUGGAGCAGAGACAGAAUGCAAAGGAAAAUUACCGGAUGAAUCUGAUUCUAAGGUAUCAUUUGCAUUAGGAAAGAGAGAGGAUACUUCGACUUCAUCAUGGAAUGAUGAAGUGAUUUACUCGGACUUGGAGGGUCCUGAUGGAUUUGCUUUUGAAGCAACGAGUAUGGUUCAUCCUGGUGAUGCUGACAAUAUAGUCAGUGAGAAUACUUCUUCGGUAGAAGCCAAUGCAGCUCAAGCUAUCAGCACCAGCCAAUCUGCUUCUGAUGGUAAACCUUUUGCAGAAAAUGCUGAUGUCUCCCUGCAUGGAACCAAAGGCCCUGAAGGAUAUGAAUCAAGUCAUUCUGUGAACCCUUGUUUUCCUGAGACACCUGAGGCUGAUACUCGGACUCAGGCAGAGAGUUUAGGCCGUCAGCCUUUAGCCUUAAGCAUUGACUCCGAGGUUCCUUCAUCAGACAAGCUUCUCUUGGAAGACAAAACUGAAUCUCAAGGCCAAACUGCUUCGGUUGCAGUUAAGGACUUUCCCAGCGCAGAGAACAUAGUGAUAUCUAAGAGUGACCCUGAAGAUAAUGAAAUGAAGGAUGAAGAGGGUGGAUCAUCUUUUAGUGGUUCCCAAGAAACUGCUGAAUCAGAAACCUUGAGAGCGUCCCUACCUGCGGUAGAUUCUAUAGUUGCUAGCUCAAAUGCUGAUGUGAGCGCUAACAAAACUGGUGUUCUCAUUGAUCAUGAGAGUGAAGUUGUUCAAGCAAAUGUCGUAUCUGAGGGAAUCAUGGGUUUUGAAUCCCCUGUAUCUGUUGUAUUGGAGGGAGACAAUGCAAGCGACCAGAGGAAACGCUCAACAAAAACAUCUGAAGACUCCAUCCUCCAAAUCAGUUCUGAAGUCUGUAAAAGUAAUGAUGAAGCUCUCAGAGGGAGUAGCAAAGGGGGGCUUGUGGAGGAAAGCAGUUUCAAAAACGUAACAAAUACAAAGGAUGAUCGUAUAAGCCAUUCUGGAUCGACAGGCACUACACCUGAGGAUUCUGUGAAGACAGCAGAUCAGAAGCUGCUGGAAAGUGGAAGGACAGAGUUCAAUAGAGUUGUUGGUGGCUUGGGGGUUAUUCAAGCAAAUGAGAUUGACGGUCAUGUCAAAGCACACAACUUUUAUGCAGAGGUCCCUGUGACAAUCGAAUCAAAUGAUCAUCGAGAUUUAGGGAGGUUGCAGAAUCUUUCAGAAACACACAUUAGAUCCCUGGUUUCCAGUCCUCUAGUCACUCGGAAUAAUACAUCUAAUGCCUUUGAAUCCAACAUGAAAUCGGUUUCAGGAGUUAGUGAUGGAGUUAACAAACCGGACAACGGAUCUGAGUCAUCAUCACUUGCUGUAUCUCAGUCGAAGAACCAAGAGAUCACUAUGGAGAAGACAACAAGCUGGGGCUCAGCAAAGGAGCAGCACGUUCCGCUGAAGAACCUUCUGAGUGAAGCAAGAUCACCAAGGUUAGUAGCAGAGGCAAAGAAGGAUCAUCAUGAGAGUAACAUACCGAGAGUGAGUUCGAUAUUGGACCAAGAGACUUCCCCUGAAGACGCUCGCUGGCCCGAGAGAGGAGAGGUGAGUGAGGAGUGGAAUUCACCAGCAAAGUAUCCAGUGGACUUGAAGAGAGAGGAGAAGAAAGUGAAAGGAAGACCCUUUUGGGUGCCAUUUGUUUGCUGUUCCUCUGUUAAGUAAAAGGCUUAGUUGUAUAAUUUGUAGGAAGAUGAAUGAUUAAGAAGUUGGUAGUAGAAGACUUUUAUAUAGAAGCUAGUAGUUUGGUUCUUUGUAGAAUUGUAGGAGCUUUUGUUACUUUAUGCAGACCACUUAUGGCUUUUACUUUUACCAUAUGAAUGAACUCGUUUUUAGAUGCGUUUAGAUGUAAAAUUUUUGUUUCUCGUA
Messenger RNA from Eutrema salsugineum, 2539 nucleotides. RefSeq lists its product as uncharacterized. The record is from RefSeq and is a predicted model, not a curated record. The transcript has 5 exons. Lineage: Eukaryota; Viridiplantae; Streptophyta; Magnoliopsida; Brassicales; Brassicaceae. Bases 2 to 2335 code for a protein of 777 amino acids.